Molecule: messenger RNA, 3284 nt
Organism: Grus americana (Whooping crane)
Lineage: Eukaryota; Metazoa; Chordata; Aves; Gruiformes; Gruidae
Gene: ACAA1
Product: acetyl-CoA acyltransferase 1
Exons: 12
Coding region: 42-1358 (438 amino acids)
Biological process (GO): phenylacetate catabolic process; fatty acid beta-oxidation
Cellular component (GO): peroxisome
Molecular function (GO): acetyl-CoA C-acyltransferase activity
Source: RefSeq, a predicted model, not a curated record
AGUCCCGCCACGUUCCCGCCCCCGGAGGCGGCGGUGACAAGAUGGCGGCGGGGCCGGGCGGCGGAGCGAUGCGGCGGGUGCAGCUGGUGUUGGGGCACCUCGCCGGUCCCCCCCCGGGCACCGGCACCGGGCUUCGGGCCGCGCCGUGCGGGAGCCGCGCCGGGAUCUCGCCGCGGGCCGCCAGCCCCGACGAUGUGGUGGUGGUGCAUGGGCGGAGGACCGCCAUCGGUCGCGCUAAGCGUGGCGGCUUCAAGGAUACUACACCUGAUGAACUGCUGUCUGCCGUUAUGACGGCUGUCCUUCAAGAUGUCAAUCUUCGUCCUGAGGUCCUGGGAGACAUUUGUGUGGGAAACGUGCUGCAGCCUGGAGCUGGUGCUUUGAUUGCAAGAGUUGCGCAGUUUCUAAGUGGUAUACCAGAGACGGUGCCAUGCUCGAGUGUGAACCGGCAGUGCUCCUCUGGGCUACAGGCCAUUAUCAAUAUAGCUGGUGGCAUCCGAAAUGGAUCGUAUGACAUCGGCUUGGCCUGUGGUGUGGAAACGAUGUCCCUCAGAAAUGCAAAUAACCCUGGUGAUAUCAGUUCCAGUAUGAUGGAGAACAGCAAAGCUCGAGAUUGCCUUAUUCCUAUGGGAAUAACCUCAGAAAAUGUGGCAGAGAAGUUUGGAGUUUCCCGAAAGAAGCAAGAUGCCUUUGCCUUGGCUUCCCAGCAAAAAGCAGCAAAAGCUCAGCAGAUGGGACUGUUUAAAACUGAGAUCGUUCCAGUGAAGACCACUGUUGUAGACAAUCAGGGCAACCAAAAAACGAUCACUGUGCACCAAGACGAAGGGAUUAGGCCGUCCACAACCCUGGAAGGCUUGGCAAAGCUGAAGCCUGCCUUCAAAGAGGAUGGUAGCACUACAGCAGGUAAUGCCAGCCAGGUCAGUGAUGGAGCAGCUGCUGUUCUCCUGGCAAAACGCUCAAAAGCAGCACAGCUGGGACUCCCAGUCCUGGGCGUGCUCAGGUCCUUUGCUGUGGUCGGAGUCCCACCUGACGUCAUGGGCAUUGGACCAGCGUAUGCAAUCCCUGUAGCUGUGGAGAAGGCGGGUCUGACUCUGAAUGACAUUGAUAUAUAUGAAAUUAAUGAAGCCUUUGCAAGCCAGGCUGUGUACUGUGUUGAAAAGCUGGGCAUUCCCAUGGAGAAGGUCAACCCCCUGGGAGGAGCAAUAGCACUGGGGCACCCACUGGGCUGUACUGGUGCGCGUCAAGUUGUCACUUUGCUCAAUGAAUUGAAGCGCAGAGGGAAGAGAGCGUAUGGUGUUGUAUCAAUGUGCAUUGGAACCGGCAUGGGCGCUGCAGCAGUAUUUGAGUACCCAGGGAACUAAACUCCAGUGUGCUGACGAAACAACGCAACGGCUAAUUCUCUGCCUUGUCUAGUAAUAGCAAGUGAUUCGUGCUGUGAAAUCAAGUGGAUUCAGGGAUUUGUUACUAGAUCUAUAAAUUUUAGGCACAAAUUGCGAAGUAAAAUAAAUCGUACAGAUCUACUGAGCAGAUGGGAAAAUGCAAAACUGGCAUUUGCUUCAGAGUUCAAAAGCGCCCUGACAUGAGAAGAGAAAUUAGUUCAGCUGAAGCUCAGCUACAGGCCCUUGUGUGGUGAUUGUGAAUGACUAUUUCUAAUUUAAUCAAUCCCUUUACUUUGUGAAUUAUCAGAGAGAAGUCGUUCAUGGUACAGGAUUUUUGUAUGACAAAUUGUCUAACAGCAUCGCUCAAAACAAAAACAUCAGUGCACACGAAAAGGCUUUUCCAGGCUUUUCUUAAAAGAUUUCACUGUCUUGCAGGAAGUCUGGAACAGCUUGUUUUGAAAGUGGUGCAAAGACUUCACAUUUCCUUCACAGCAGUGCCUGUCGUAUCCCAGUGGUGAGUUGGCUGUCUCCUCCUUUGUCCCUGUGCCCGAGGAUCUGCUUUUGCUUUCUCCUUUUACCCCGCUGCUCUGAAACCUCCAGUGGGGGAGAGCAGAAGGAUGAGAGAGUGACUGACACAGGAGGUGCCUGAAGAGAAAAGUUCUGCAAUUUCUAGAAGCCGGGAGUUUGAAAGUGGCCGUUCCAUCUCUUACAACAUGUUUCUAAUUAUCAGCUUGUGUAAUGCUAACUUAGAGGACAAGCUUAUGCUUAAUAAUACUUACUUACCUAACACAAAACAAAUUUCAGCAUUACUCUUGCUGCAAGCACUAGAUGAACAUCAGGGACGUCUCACCACUUCAGUGCUAACAGAAAUGUGUAGUUCAUCUUGUAAAGUUCUCCCUUUUCUGUUCUCUCUCCUAUGAGCAGGGAGAUCACUGAAACUCAGAGCUAACGGCUUGAAAAAGAAAUGUACUCAUCAUCUUUGAUAUGUUAGAAAAGUUAAAUUUGUAACACAGACUGAAGUUCUUUGUCCUGCCUCUUGGUUUUUUGCACUUAAUAAUACAAUUGGGUUCUUGCAAUAUAUUUGUUUUAUUUUUAUGAUGAGUAGUAGUUGAAGGUCAUGAUUAGUCAGAGCUAUUUGAUAUUCUCACUUUCCUGUGCUCACUCACCCAGCAAUCACACGUGCUGUGUUUUAGAGCAAAAAUAGGAAAUGAUUUAGAGGGGGCAGGGAGGCACUAGCACAUUCAGGCGUCCUUUUUUCUCCCCGAGGUUCCUGCGUGUGAGAAGAGUUCUCAGUGCAAGUACAAGACUGUUCAACCCAGGCAGAAGGCAGGUGUCGUGCAUCUUUUGUUCCCUACCACUGUGGAUUGCAGCCCUUCCUCCCCACACACACUGCUACUGACAAAAACCUUUUAUAUGAUGGGAGUGGAAAACUUAACAGGCUCAGAAGUGGGAGUUUUAGUGACCUUUAGCUAAAGUAAUACUAAAAACAUUUAAAGAGAAGUGUGAGUAAAUGGGAACCAUGUGGGGGGAAAGAAGAGGAAGAAGGGUUCCUCCCUCUCUAGCUGAAGGGGAUGUUCUCAAUACCCAAGCAUGAUGAAACAUGCAGGUUGGUGAUUUUCCAAGGAGUCCAGGGAAAGUUGGCUCUUCCCCUUUCCACGUAAGGCCCCAAGAAAACAGCCUGGGGAGUGCUGGCCUGUUCACUAAUUCUUGCUUUUAUUAUGUAUCAAUGUCAAUUUUAUUGUCAAGCAAAUAAACAAAAGCUACUUAAGGUAGGAAUUGUAAUUUGAGGCAUACUGGGAUAUGCAAAGGGUUUUUGCCAACUGUUAACGUAGUUGCUUUGCAAUUUAAAACCGAUUAUUUUGCAGAGCCUGGUAAGCUUAUCACAGCAAUAAAAGUAAUAACAGAGAA